CGGGGUCCAAGUAGCGAGGGGAGCACCGCCAAUCUCCCAUAUCCUGUUCGCGGAUGAUUGCUUCCUCUUUUUGCGUGCCAACACGGAGGAAAGUGCAAACAUGAAAGGGAUUCUGGAUUUGUACACAGGUGCUUCAGGCCAACUGGUGAACUAUGAUAAGUCACUAAGUGUGUUUUAGUACCAAUACCGAUCAGGCUAGCAGAACUGCAGUGAUUAACGUUCUCAGCGUCAAGCAGGGGGAUCAGGGGAUACGACGGGGAAGUAUUUGGGGUUGCCUUCUUUAGUUGGGAAGAACAAGAAGGCAAUUUUGGGUUUUGUAAAAGACCGCAUUCUGUCUUGGGUUCGAGGGUGGAAUACCUGAUUUUUAUCUAGGGCUGGCCAUGAAGUGUUACUAAAAAAUGUACUGCAAGCUUUGCCUAGUUAUGCUAUGAUGAUUUUUUCUUUGUCUAUAACCUUGUGCAGGGAGAUUGAGGUUAUUCUAAAUCACUUUUGGUGGACUGGCAAAGUGGCGAGGAGAUUGGGGAUUCGGUGGAAAGCGUGGAAAGCACUGUGUACCAAAAUCAAAAGGUGGCUUGGGGUUUAUGACCUUAAGGGAGAUGAACCUGGCACGCAGACUUGGCGGCUGCUAACAAGGCCGGACUCGCUGGUUGAACGGGUGUUCAAGAGCAGGUAUUAUCCGAAUUCUGAUCUUAUGAACGCUGUCGGGCAUAACCCUUUGUUUAUUUGGCGAAGUAUAGUUGAGGUAAAUAAUGCAGUAAAACAAUGGUAUCGGGGUAGCAUUGGUGACGAAAGAUCCACUACAAUUGGGAAGGAUAUGUGGCUUGUGAUGGCAGAGGACCCAUAUGUGAGUACACACCUGCAUGAAUCCGUAAGGGAGGCUCCGGUGAGCUCAUUGAUGAAUGGGGUUGGGACUUCAUGGGACCGAGACUGUAUCAUUGAUGUUUUCAAUGCCAGGGAUGCAAACUGCAUUCUUAAUAUUCCGGUACCACCCAAGGUUCGGGUCUUCGCUUGGAAACUAGCAAUGUCGUACUCCCUUGUGCUUUGUCCAUGAAGACAUGUAUGGUACACUGCAAUAUGUGUGGAGGUGUGGAUGAAAUGAAUGCACACUUGUUCCGAGACUGCCUACAUGCUCGUGCAAUCUGGACUACGUUACAACUGACAACUUUGAUGCAUGAUCAAGGUAAUACCACCGACUGGUUUUUUGAGCUUUUAAUGUGCCUGAAAGAUGAUUUCCAGUGCAAGUUUGUAAUGGUGUGUUGGGCACUGUGGGCAAGCAGAAACGCAACUGUAUGACGAGGGGAGCAAUUCGAUAGGGACAGAGUUCUGCGUGACGCUACUGGGAGAACUAGAAAUCGGUGCAGUUGGAGGCGGUGCAGUUGGAGGGUAAUGGCGUGCAACAUGUACAGAAUGAUCCGGCUAGAUGCUCACCACCGGAGGCUGGAAGGAUGAUGCUGAACACCAACGCCGCUCACGCGAUGGGAUUGGGGUGGGUGUUGCAUGAAGACGGUGGGCACUGCUUGGCUGCGAAGAGUGUGCAGAUUCAAGGGCAGUAGACAUUGAAGCCGAGGUGCUAUGUAUGCACUGAGGCGCUAUCUUGGUUACUCAUAUGGGUAUGGGUGCUAUCUUGGUUACUCAUAUGGGUAUGGGUGAAGUUGAUGUAUAAACAGAUUCCCAGUUGUGUUUUAAUGCGCUGAGGUCUGAGUCUUUCUUUUUUGCAUUUGGUUUUUUAACGGGGUUAACUUUGCACUGCAAUCUGCGAAUCGUGCAGCCCAUGCAUUACCGCUCCAUUAGCUAGGGGAGUCUGUGCCACGUACAGGGAGUGGUUAGAUGGACCACCCUACUUUUUGGUUCC
Molecule: messenger RNA, 1852 nt
Organism: Ipomoea nil (Japanese morning glory)
Lineage: Eukaryota; Viridiplantae; Streptophyta; Magnoliopsida; Solanales; Convolvulaceae
Exons: 2
Coding region: 428-1051 (207 amino acids)
Source: RefSeq, a predicted model, not a curated record